Penicillium brasilianum is the source of this 1433-nucleotide messenger RNA. The record is from the annotation of a GenBank genome assembly. NCBI's taxonomy places the organism in Eukaryota, Fungi, Ascomycota, Eurotiomycetes, Eurotiales, Aspergillaceae.
CCCUUGGUAUAAAGCCCCUUUGAAGGCCGCCUGGUUUGCUGGCCUUAUCGCACCUGCGUAGGAUCCCAGUGUUAUUUCUGGCGUGGACACAUCCGUUUUAUCGCUGCUCCAGGUAAUUACAAAAUCAAGCCGACGUCUGAUCAAUAUGCGAGCCGUUCGCUACCACGGAAGAGAAGAUGUCCGAGUAGAUGAUGUACCAGAGCCAGUAUGCGGAAGUGGACAGGUCAAGAUUAAACCAGCGUUUGUCGGAAUAUGUGGUAGUGAUCUUCAUGAGUAUAUGGGUGGCCCACAUGCAGUGCCUCGAACUCCACACCCGCUGACCGGGGAGAAACUCCCUACGACGCUCGGCCAUGAGUUCAGUGGGAUAGUUGAAGAGGUCGGAAAAGAUGUGACGGAUCUCAAAGUUGGUGACAAGGUCGCCGUCAAGCCUAAUCUGUCGGAUGGUACUUGUCGGUCCUGCUCAACGGGGCGGGCCAACUGCUGCGAAAAGCUUGGGUUCAUUGGAUACAGUGGCAGUGCCGGUGGUCUGUCUGAUCAUGUUGUCGUGAAUAGAAAGCAUGCGAUCCAGCUGCCUGAAUCGAUUCCAUUAGAAAUCGGAGCAUUGGUAGAGCCUCUAUCCGUCGCCUGGCAUGCCGUCAAUCGCAGCCCUCUCCAGAAGGGCGACACCGCUCUCGUCGUCGGCGCUGGCCCCAUCGGUCUAGCAAUUGUCCAAGUGCUGAGAGCCCGAGAAAUCAACACGAUAAUAGUGGUGGAAGUCUCCAAACGACGACGAGAAUUUGCCACUACGUUUGGGGCAUCUCACGUUCUAGACCCUACAGAGGUAGACGCCGUGGCGGAGGUACGGGCUAUCACUGGCGAUUUCAAGGGCGCCUCCGUGGCCUUUGAAUCUUCCGGUGUUCAGGCGGGACUUGACACUGCCAUGGCAGGAACUAGGGUGCGUGGGACGACGGUGAUACUGUCGCUCUGGGAGAAGAAGCCCGUCCUGGAUGCGUUCGCUGUCGUUCUUGGAGAGAAGCAUAUCGCGGGCGCGGUGGUCUAUGAUGAAGGGGACUUUGAGGGUGUGAUUAGUGCAAUUGAGUCGGGCAAAAUCCAGCCACGAACCAUGAUUACCAGUACAAUUCCUAUGGAGGAGAUAGUUGAGAAGGGGUUCAAGGCACUGAUACAUGAAAAGGAUCAGCAUAUCAAGAUCCUUGUUGAUCUCUCGGCGUGAUCGGUCUUAGCUGGACGCGUGCGAGCUAAACUACGAACUUACUAUGUGAAGUCUUUGGGUAUUUGUGAUCUCAUACUUCUCCUCCAUGACGAUCAGUACAUUGCGUGCUCAAGUUGGCUGUCAAAUGAAAUUUUGUAGCGACCUUUCAGAAUGGACAUUCUCUUAGUACCAUAGCCGAGCAUUUUGCUUACGUUAAUACAAUUUCCAUUGGACUCGAGCUUCG